Messenger RNA from Gadus macrocephalus (Pacific cod), 6548 nucleotides. RefSeq names its product ankyrin repeat domain 50 (gene ankrd50). NCBI's taxonomy places the organism in Eukaryota, Metazoa, Chordata, Actinopteri, Gadiformes, Gadidae. Gene Ontology annotation, molecular function: protein binding. The record is from RefSeq and is a predicted model, not a curated record.
GCGGAGGGAGCUGGAGGAGCACAGACCGCUUCAGUACUGAGCAGGACUGCAGAGCAGGCGGAGCCCCGCACCCGAAGAAAGGACAUUUUAAACAGAAGGGGACGGACGUUGGAUUGUAGAUCUGGGAUUGUGGAUCUGGAAACAACUCAGCGGUCAAAGGGUUCAUCUGAAACCCGCUGCUCCAGAGCUCCGGACCCGGGAUUAGACCCUGACCUGCCGCACGGAGAGACCGACAGAAGGUCGAGUGUGUCGCGGUGGUCGUGGGGCCGCAGCAGAGAGAGAUGCGUGGAUCACCGGACCAAGCAGCGGUGUAACUUGGCCAGUCGCUGCAGCGGAUACUCAGACGAAACACCGCGAGGCCGGCUACUCAGGAGUUUCUCAUCCUCGCGAUAACAAAAGACGGACAGCUGCGAGAGGAUUGUGAUCUGGCGUCUCCGAACGUGAACGUGAACCAAAGCUCCGCUCCGCCCCGGUAAGAGUCGCCCUGAGGCCGACGGCAUGGAGGUUCGCGUCGGGGGCGGGUCGGUGCCGGUGGAGGGGAUGUGAGGGCGGCCGGGCCAGAAGGCUCCAAUGAGCAGGUAGACCCGACGUCACCAUGGCCCAGACCAGCCUUCUGCAGGGCAAGCGCUUCUACUGCCGCGACUGGGUCUUCCACAAGAUCCAGCACUGUCUGCAGGAGAAGACCGCCGGGCCCCCCCUGCCGGGGUCCGCGCCGGGGCCGGUCCCUAGCGCCACCCCGCCCCCACCGGGCCCCCCCCCCUCCUCCUCCACCUCCACCCCCAAGCCCGGGGCCCCCUGGGGGGUGCUGCUGGUGGGGGGUCCGGGCAGCGGGAAGACAGCGGUGGCCACGGAGCUGCUAUGGCCCACCUCGCCCCAGAGCACCCAGCGCGGGCUGCACCGCCACGCCCUGGCCUUCCACUUCUGCCGCGCGGACGACGCCCACACGCUGAGCCUGGGGGGCUUCGUGCGCGGGCUGGUGGCCCAGCUGGGCUCCGGGGGCCUGUUGCCCGGCUACGAGGAGGCGGUCCGAGAGCCGGCGGUCCAGAGCGCCCUGCAGCCCGGAGAGUGUGAGAGGAACCCCUCGGACGCCUUCAAGAGGUGUGUUCUGCUGCCCCUGCUGAGCGUGAGGCCUCCGCAGCAGGCCGUUUUCCUGCUGGUGGACUCCGUGGACGAGGGCUGCCAGCUGGGGGACAAGGAGCACAAGUCCCCCCCGGGCUCCCCCAGGACCAUCGCCGAGCUCCUGGCCAGCCACCACGAGUUCUUCCCCCCCUGGCUGCUGCUCGUCUGCUCGGCCCGCAGGCAGAACAAGGCCAUCACCAAACUGUUCACAGGUUUCCGUAAGAUCAGCCUGGACGACCUGCGCAAGGCCUACAUCGUGAAGGACGUGCAGCAGUACAUCCUGCACCGGCUGGACCAGGAGGAGGCGCUGCGGCAGCACCUCACCAAGGAGACGGCCGAGAUGCUGAACCAGCUGCACAUCAAGAGCAGCGGAUGCUUCCUGUACCUGGAGCGCGUGCUGGACGGCGUGGUGGAGAGCUUCAUCAUGCUCCGCGAGAUCCGCGACAUCCCCGGCACGCUCAACGGCCUGUACCUGUGGCUGUGCCAGCGGCUCUUCGUCAGGAAACAGUUCGCCAAGGUGCAGCCCAUACUCAACGUGAUCCUGGCCACGUGCCGGCCGCUGACCGUCAAAGAACUGUUCCACGCCGUGUGGACUAAAAACAUGGCCCUCACCAUGGAGGAGUUCCAGAAGAAGAUGGACAUCCUCUCCAAGCUGUUGGUCAACGGCCUGGGGAGCUCCAAGAUCCUCUUCCACUACAGCUUUGCGGAGUGGUUGCUGGAUGUGAAGCACUGCACCCAGAAGUACCUGUGCAACGCGGCCGAGGGACACCGCAUGCUGGCGAUGAGCUACACCUGCCGGGCCAAGCAGCUCAAACCGCUGGAGGUGCAGGAGUUCGCCCUGCACCUCGUCAACUCCAACCUGCAGAUCGAGCCCUAUCACCUGGCGCUCUGGAUGGUGUGGAACGGCACUCCGGCCAAAGACUCCCUGAUGACCUCCAUACCCAGGGAGCAGGAGGUGCUGCAGCUCCUGGUGAAAGCCGGAGCCCACGUCAGCAGCGAGGACGACCACAGCUCGUGCAUCGUGCAGCAGGCCCUGGAGAGGGAGGACUCCAUUCGGACGUUGCUCGACAACGGGGCGUCGGUCAACCAGUGCGACUCCCACGGCAGGACUCUGCUGGCCAACGCGGCCUACAGCGGGAACCUGGAGGUGGUCAACCUCCUCGUGUCCAGGAGGGCCAACAAGGAGCUCCAGGACAACCACGGACAGACGGCACUUACCCUGGCGGCCAGGCAGGGCCACACCAAGGUGGUCAACUGCCUCAUCGACUGUGAAGCCAACAUCAACCACACGGACCACGACGGCUGGACGGCCCUGCGCUCGGCAGCGUGGGGCGGGCACUCGGAGGUGGUGUCGGCGCUGCUCUACGCCGGCGCCAAGGUGGACUGCGCCGACGCCGACAACCGGACGGCGCUCAGGGCGGCGGCGUGGGGCGGCCACGAGGACAUCGUGCUGAACCUCCUCCUGCACGGGGCGGAGGUCAACAAGGCGGACAACGAAGGACGGACGGCGCUCAUCGCCGCCGCGUACAUGGGCCACCGGGAGAUCGUGGAGCACCUGCUGGACCACGGCGCCAAGGUGAACCACGAGGACGUGGACGGGAGGACGGCGCUGUCGGUGGCGGCCCUGUGCGUCCCCGCCAGCAAGGGGCACGCGGCGGUGGUGAGCCUCCUCAUCGACCGCGGGGCGGAGGUGGACCACUGCGACAAGGACUGCAUGACGCCGCUGUUGGUGGCGGGCUACGAGGGACACGUGGACGUGGUGGACCUGCUCCUGGAGGGAGGCGCGGACGUGGACCACACGGACAACAACGGGCGCACGCCGCUCCUCGCCGCGGCCUCCAUGGGCCACGCCUCGGUGGUCAACACGCUGCUGUUCUGGGGCGCGGCCGUCGACAGCAUCGACAGCGAAGGGAGGACGGUCCUGAGCAUCGCCUCGGCCCAGGGCAACGUGGAGGUGGUGCGGACUCUGCUGGACAGAGGGCUGGACGAGAACCACAGGGACGACGCCGGCUGGACCCCCCUGCACAUGGCCUCGUUCGAGGGCCACCGGCAGGUGUGCGACGCACUGAUCGAGCAGGGCGCCCGCGGCACGGAGGUGGACAACGACGGCAGGAUACCCCUCAUCCUGGCGGCCCAGGAGGGCCACUACGACUGCGUGCAGAUCCUCCUGGAAAACAAGUCGUGCGUCGACCAGCGGGGCUACGAUGGGAGGAACUCCAUCCGGGUGGCCGGGCUCGAGGGCCACCGGGACGUCGUGGAGCUGCUGCUGAGCCACGGCGGCGACAUCGACUACAAGGACGCCGACGGGCGUCCCACGCUCUACAUCCUCGCCCUGGAGAACCAGCUGGCCAUGACGGAGUACUUCCUGGAGAACGGGGCGGACGUGGAGGCGAGCGACACGGAGGGUCGCACGGCGCUCCACGUGUCCUGCUGGCAGGGCCACCUGGAGAUGGUGCGGCUGCUCGUCCACCGCCAUGCCGACGUCAACUCCUGCGACAACGAGAGGCGCUCAGCGCUGCAGUCGGCCGCGUGGCAGGGCCACACCGAGGUGGUGCGCUUCCUGAUCGACAGCGGCACUCACGUGGAUCACACCUGCAACCAGGGGGCCACGGCGCUGGGCAUCGCGGCCCAAGAGGGCCACAUCGACGUGGUCCAGAUCCUCCUGGAGCACGCCGCCGACCCCAACCACGCCGACCAGUUUGGACGCACUGCCAUGAGGGUGGCGGCGAAGGGAGGCCACUCGAUGAUCAUCAAGCUGUUGGACAAGUACGGCGCCAACGCGCUGAGCGGGUCCAACCCCUCGCCGGUGCACACCAUGGAGGACCGGGCGCCGCUGUCGGUGGGCGGCAGGAUGCAGUCACUCACCAUCAAGUCCAACAGCUCUGGCAGCACCGGUGUCGGGGACACGCAGUCGUGCGCGCGUGGCAUGCCCAAUGGACCCGUGCACGCCUUCAGCUCUCCGUCAGAGUCUCCGGACUCCACCGCCGACCGGCACAAGUCGUCGCUCUCCAACAACUCCCUCAAGAGCUCCAAGAACUCCUCUCUGAGGACCACCUCCUCCACGGCCACCGCACAGACCGUCCCCAUCGACAGCUUCCACGGCCUGACCUUCACGGAGCAGAUCCAGCAGCACUCGCUGCCCCGCAGUCGCAGCCGCCAGUCCAUCGCCUCGCCCUCCUCCACCACAAAGUCCACCAACCAGCUGCCGGCGUCGCCGUCCAGCGACUUCGACUGGACCCAGCUGAAACCGGGACCCAAGUCCACCAAAGGAAGCAAGGGCGGCAACGGGACGUCUAACAGCAGAGGGGUGUCGGGGGACAGGAAGAAACCCAAGAACAGCCGCUCAGCCCCGGGCCAGGUGCUGGAGUACGAGAUGACCCAGUUCGACAAGAGGAUCGCCCUGAACAAGGCGGUGGGCAACAUCUCAGUGAAGGACCCGCAUUGUAAGAUCAUGAUCGGCAGCCCAGGCCCAGAGGGCGGGAAGGGCCAGGACCAGCUCUUCAUCCAGCAGCAGAGCACUGCAGAGAAGAAGAGGAACUGCAUCCUGACCAACCCCAACUACCACCUCCAGGGCACCCAAGUGUUCCUGGGUCGGGUCUCGGUGCCGCGGACCGUCCAGAACGGGGGGCACCAGGAUAUGCUGGACAACUACCCCAUAGGGGAGACAGAUCUCAGCCUUAAACAAGCCCUCAAACACCAGCUGGAAGGUCCAGAGGCUGGGUUCAACUACAAGAAGGAGACUCCAUUAUAGCGGAUGUCCUGUACGCCAUCUACCAAACAGACAUGGGAGGGAACGUGCCAAAGCAACUGUUGUCAUCAAAAUGCGUAGAGACAGAGUUAGAUUUGUUUUCGCCACCAGUGGAAGACCUCAAGAAAAACAAAAACUAUGAGAAAAACGACGACUAAGGGAAGAUUGUGUGGCUUUGGUGACUUGAUACUCUGAUGUGCCUACUGUUACAGCCUUCUCCGUGUAACCAUGCACAAUAUCAUUUUAAUUUAAUAAUGUACUGAUAUUUAAUAAGCAGUGUAUGCACUUUUUUUCAAGAUGGUAAAAUGACAGACAUGCAUUUUGUUUUAAUGUUUGCCUUUUAUUUCUGAGCAAAACAUACCAGUGCUUUGUUUUUAUUAUCAUUUUAUACUCCAUGUUCUCAACGUGUCUGACCCGGCCAGGGGACACUGAGAUGAAGCCCGACCAUCAGCCCAUCUCUUUUCAGCCUGCAGCCCGCAGACGAUCAGCGUGAACCUUGAUUGUUGUUCAUAACGUGUGUCAUGCGCCACACGACGUCAGCAGCUAUGGACGUGUAUGGAAGUGUAUACGGGACUAUUUAUUUUUGGAAGAGAAAGCCACUUUUUUUUGCUCUGUUUCGUUGUGUGUUGUCGCUCCAGCGUGGGGCUGUGUUCACCGGAGCCCCCUGGGUCCGUGUGUUGUGUCGUAUCACAGAUCCUCCAGAGAGAGCGAGAGACCUUGUUCACAUGUUUAAAAACCUGCGAGUUAAUUUCGUCCCUAUGGGAUUCCCUUUUUCAGUUGUUUUCGUGUGUCGUAUGUUUCUGUGUGCAUUUAAGAUAUUUAAAUAACCCAGCGCUCGCCCGCAUCCCGUUCAGCGCCAAACGCAACAACGCCGCGUGAAGCCAGCAAUCCAACGGAGACUCGAAUCCCCGCCGGCCGCACUGGUCCUACUACGCCCGCCACAAGGGGCGCCACAUUGGCCGCCACAACGGCAACCACAAUGGCCACUUGUUCUCCGGAUCUCGGGCAUGCGGCCUCACGACCUUCAACAGCACAGGAAGUGAGGUCACGAGGGUUUGGGCCGCGAAAACGUCUCACACACCUCAAUGGCUGCUGUAGUGGUCCUGAACCACCGCACCGUAGACUCAUCCAGAUGAAUUCCCCCCCACUGCCUCCCCCCCCCGUACCCGGAGCAGCUGUACAUCAAAUCAGCAGACCCCUAACCCCGAGGUGUGGACCAAUAGGACGACAGCACCAGGACAGGAAGUGUGCAGGAAGGAAAACGAGAACAUCUGUUUCUCGUGAGCGACCUGUUAGUGUUUACCGGCUGUGCCGUAUUUUCAUUGGCUCCUCGUGGCGACGCGGCGGAGUGGGCUGGUGGGCGGUGGAACCGUUCCAAGUGCAUGCUGGGAUACGCCGUACGCCCUUGUCCAAACUCUCCCGUCGUGGUCUGAUGCUGUUCGGGGACGCGGCGUGGAGGAGUGAGGGGCUCGGCUCUCUCUGGUCUGGCGGUCGCGUGUCACGCCUGUCUGCUCCCUGUGUCUCUUAUCUGAUUGGACGGCUUCCUGCGGGGAUUGUAAAUAGCUUACCGUGUACAUUCAACUUUCAUCCAACAGAAGAUUCCUGUAUAAUAUGAAGUGGAAUUUUCUGAUGUAUAUUAAAGUGCUUAAUAAACAUAUUUGCUUUACUGCUGGAAAAACAA